This is a messenger RNA of Carlito syrichta (Philippine tarsier), 862 nucleotides long. RefSeq names its product chromosome unknown C17orf100 homolog (gene CUNH17orf100). The transcript has 2 exons. Bases 1 to 378 code for a protein of 125 amino acids. The record is from RefSeq and is a predicted model, not a curated record. Lineage: Eukaryota; Metazoa; Chordata; Mammalia; Primates; Tarsiidae.
AUGGCCUCACCCCUAAGGGGCAAACCCUCAUCGCCCCGAGUGGAGACUACUCGCUACACGGAGACAUCGACGAUCCGCGUGGAGACAUCGAACCACCGCGUGGAGACGUCCUCUCGGCAGGUGCGAACGUCUUCCCGGCAGGUGGAGACCUCCCGAUGCCGCAGCGAGGGGCCCUCCCUCUCCCCUUCUGGGAAGCGGCUUCCUCGGGUCCUCGAGGUGACAUCCCAGCACGUGGAAACGUCCUCACAGUGCACGGAAACGUCCUCCCACCACGUCAAGGCCUCGUCCCUGCGGCUGGAGACGUCUCUGCAUCGCAUGGAAAGCCCGGCCCGCCGAGACAGGUCGGCUGCCCGCCAGAACGUAAAAGCGGCCCGAUGAAAUGCUUCCCAGAGGCCACUAAAGGGCCAUGGCCGUUAGCCAGGGCAGAAUUGCCUCCAGUUGCCAGCCAGCCAGCUGCCAGAUGGACCGAUCAUUUUUGGUUUCGUGGAAACAGCCCAUAAAUCAAUGUAAGAAAUAGCCAAGCUGCGGUUUCUGAAUUCAGACGUAUUGACCAUGCUGCACCUUGGACCAUUCUGCAUUUGACCCAGUUAAUUAUUUUAACUUGAAGCCAGCACAAAAGGGUUUCACGCCCAUGAUACUAUAUGAAUUGGAUUGUUGAACAAAAAGGCUGUUUGAGCCUCUAAGCCAGGUAAUAGUUGUGACUCCCUCUCGCCCUGUGAUGCCUUUUCCCCUUUGCCUUUCAUCAUGAGUGGAAGCUUCCUGAAGUCCUCACCAGAAGCAGAUGCCAGCAUCUUGCACCAUGCUUUCUGUACAGCCUGCAGAACUCUACACCAAAUAAACCCCUUUUCAAACUUCAAAAUAA